Cucurbita pepo subsp. pepo (vegetable marrow) is the source of this 1071-nucleotide messenger RNA. NCBI's taxonomy places the organism in Eukaryota, Viridiplantae, Streptophyta, Magnoliopsida, Cucurbitales, Cucurbitaceae. The record is from the annotation of a RefSeq genome assembly.
ACGGAUUCAACAAGAUAUGCCUUGCCUGCAUUAAGAUUUAAAACUUGUCGUCUACUUUUAGGAAAUGUUCGGAACAGAGAACUUACAAUAAUACAACGCCGCAUUCUCCGAAAAUUGAGAAACAAGAGGAGAUCUAUUAAGAGAAAGAUUUAUCCGAGAGAAAAUCUUAACAGUUACAUACAAUCACAAACUACACGAAAGUUGCCCCUUUUUCAUGGGGAUUUACCCAUCACAGAGAUGCACAGAGGAAGAGAACGAACUAAUUAUAUCCCUUUUCCACUCAAUCCAGAAACAAGAUCGGACGUUAUUCCGGUUCGUCUCCAUUUUAGUUCAACUCUUCCUCAAGCAAGGCAGCCGAUAAGUCAUCGAAGGGUUUGUGUGAAUAAAGGAAUGGUCCCGAUUACUCAUUUUAAAGUGUCCCACGGUGAUCUAAUAUCUUUGAAAGAAAAUGACGCGAGAAUCCGCGGUGAAGAAAUAAGGAGAUCUUUCUAUAUCGAAAUCUCAGUUGAAAAAAUCAUAGGCAAAUUCCUAGAUCACCCGGUAAGAAUGUGGAGAAGAACUAAAACAGAAUGGUUCCACCUACUCAAAACUAAGAGGGGAUGCCGCCUACUACUAAAAUCCAGGUUUUUGCAACAGUUGCGUUCUUCUAUGCAAGAAUCAGACUUAGAAAGAAGAAAGAAGUUGUUUGGAUCGGAUAAAGUAUGCUUAGGCUGUUCCUUCGCUGAGCACAACAGAAUGAAGAGGAAUUUGUAUCAUUUUCAAUCCCUAUUCUUAUCGAAUAGAAGGAAGGAGAAAAACCGAAAUCUUCCUACUCGAAGAAUCAGUCCUAUAGUUUACAACUCUUCCUUAUAUAGUAAUUAUACCUAUUGCUCCGCAUCCCCCCAUCAGUUUACUAUGAAGAGCAAAAUCAAAAGGAUCGAACUACCUACUCAUUAUUCGGAGGUGAAUCAUAGAACACUAAAAGCUGUGGUAUCUUAUGGACCUAAGAUAGGGCACAUCCCUCACGACAUAAGAUUGAAAGAUCCAAACCUUCCUCUUCGGAGCGCAAACGGCCGUGGCCAAAACAUAUAA